Molecule: messenger RNA, 1053 nt
Organism: Trachemys scripta elegans
Lineage: Eukaryota; Metazoa; Chordata; Testudines; Emydidae
Gene: UBE2T
Product: ubiquitin conjugating enzyme E2 T
Exons: 8
Coding region: 218-814 (198 amino acids)
Source: RefSeq, a predicted model, not a curated record
GGUCAGGCGAGGGCGCCAGUGCCGUCCCGUGUUGCACCACGCGCCCACAGCGUUCGUUUGGCAGUGUCCUGAGGCCGAGGCUGUGCGGCAUCAGAAACACCUGAAGAAACACUGAACUGGGGAGGGAGCUUGGCUGAAAGGAUUCUAGCCAGUGAGACUGCAAAAGCAUGUGGCAAGAAAGACAUUGUACUUUGAAUUCACUUAGCCUGUUAACACAAUGCAAAGAACUUCACGACUGAAGAGAGAGCUGCAUCUGUUGACCACAGAGCCUCCCCCAGGCAUUAUGUUCUGGCAAAACAAAAACCGGAUGGAUGAUCUAGGAGCCCAAAUUUUGGGUGGUGCAAACACGCCAUAUGAUAAAGGAGUUUUCAACUUGGAAGUAGUUGUUCCUGAAAGAUAUCCAUUUGAACCCCCGAAGAUUCGCUUUCUGACACCCAUCUACCAUCCCAACAUUGACUCUGCUGGAAGGAUUUGCCUGGAUGUUCUGAGAUUACCACCCAAAGGUGCCUGGAGGCCAUCCCUGAAUAUCUCCACAUUGCUGACCUCCAUACAGCUUCUGAUGAGCGAGCCUAACCCUGAUGACCCCCUCAUGGCAGACAUAUCCUCGGAGUAUAAAUACAACAAGGAAGUGUUCAUCAAAAAUGCCAAACAAUGGACUGAGAAGCAUGCAAGCCAGCAAAAGAGGGCUUCCAAAACUCCAGAUGAGGAAGUGACCCAAAGCGAGGCUAGCACUCCCAAAGAAUUUGCCAUCUCCCAGAAGAGAAAAGCAAAUGAUAUCAGCAGGAAGGGGAAAAAACCCUGCCUUGAUUCGUAGAGGUUCUCUGUGUAAAUAAACAUUUUUCUGAAUGUGUAACACUGGCAGGUUUCACUUGUCUCUCUCUGAGUGAGCUAACAUUUGCGAUGGAAGGGGGUUGUUUUCAAAUUAAAGCUGCUUUUAUUUUAUUUCAGUAACAUUACAUGUUUUGUAUUCUUGUUUGUCUUGCAUUGUUUGUCUCUAAAUAUUGUGAAGGAAGGCAGAAUUGGGAAUAAUAAAUCAGUCUUACAUGUUUUAGA